CCAGCUCAAGUUCCCAAACAAAACACAAGGUAAAUCUUACGAGCUACACAGACACGAUCCAGUCAGAGAUGGCCGAAGGAGGAGAUGAGCUGAAGCUGCUGGGGUCAUGGUCGAGUCCGUAUGUCACGAGAGCGAAGCUUGCCCUCGCCGUCAAGGGCCUGAGCUACGAGAACGUCGACGAGGACGUCCACAACAAGAGCGGCCUCCUCCUCGCCUCCAACCCCGUGCACAAGAAGAUCCCCGUGCUCAUCCACAACGGCGUCCCCGUCUGCGAGUCCAUGAUCAUCGUGCAGUACAUCGACGAGGCGUUCGCGGGCACCGGGCCGCCGAUCCUCCCCGCCGACCCCCACGAGCGCGCCGUGGCCCGUUUCUGGGCGGCCUACGUCGACGACAAGCUGGUGUCCCAGUGGACGAACUCGUCCAGGGCCAAGGCGGGGGAGGGCAGAUCCGCCGAGGCGAUGAAGGAGAUGGUGGUGGCCGUGGAGGCCCUGGAGGGGGCCCUGAGGGAGUGCUCCAAGGGGAAGGGCUUCUUCGGCGGCGACGGCGUCGGGCUGGUGGACAUCGCGCUGGGGAGCAUGCACUCGUGGCUGAUGGCGAUCGAGGCCAUGUCCGGCGCCAAGGUGUUCGACCCCGCCAGGACCCCGCUGCUGGCGGCGUGGAUGGAGCGUUUCGGCGCGCUUGAUGCGGCCAGGGCGGUCCUGCCGGACGUCGGCAGGGUGGUCGAGCUCGCCAAGAUCAGGCACGGACAAGCCGCCGCAGCUUCAACUUCAUCAAACAACAAGCAGGAGUAGCCGGCAUGCAUGGUGGCAUGACCUACGCGCGUGUGUGUGUGUGUGGACUGUGAAGUGGGCCGAUGAUGGCCGGUGUUUACCUUUUGAUUGUUGUUUGUACUGUGUCAGCGGGUUGAUGUAAUACUACUGCUACUGUAAUGGAUCUAUUGACGAAA
Molecule: messenger RNA, 946 nt
Organism: Triticum urartu
Lineage: Eukaryota; Viridiplantae; Streptophyta; Magnoliopsida; Poales; Poaceae
Product: putative glutathione S-transferase GSTU6
Biological process (GO): glutathione metabolic process
Cellular component (GO): cytoplasm
Molecular function (GO): glutathione transferase activity
Source: RefSeq, a predicted model, not a curated record